Cololabis saira (Pacific saury) is the source of this 3058-nucleotide messenger RNA. Its product is annotated as homeobox protein Hox-A4. Bases 1330 to 2082 code for a protein of 250 amino acids. Gene Ontology annotation, biological process: anterior/posterior pattern specification; embryonic skeletal system morphogenesis; regulation of transcription by RNA polymerase II. The record is from RefSeq and is a predicted model, not a curated record. Gene Ontology annotation, cellular component: nucleus. NCBI's taxonomy places the organism in Eukaryota, Metazoa, Chordata, Actinopteri, Beloniformes, Belonidae. Gene Ontology annotation, molecular function: RNA polymerase II cis-regulatory region sequence-specific DNA binding; DNA-binding transcription factor activity, RNA polymerase II-specific. The transcript has 2 exons.
AAAAUAUUAUUAUUAUUAUUAUUAUUAUUAUUAUUAUUAUUAUUAUUAUUAUUAUUAUUAUUAUUAUUAUUAUUAUUAUUAUUAUUAGCUAUAAUAAUAACGAUAAUAAUACACUGGUAUACACCCUAUUUUCAUCCAUAUCUUUUCAUAAACCCUAGCAGGUUUUUUUCUUUUGAUAACAAAACUGCACAAAAGCACAAAAAAGUUGGACUUAAAUGGGCUUUAUGUCAUGGAUUUGUAAAAUGUGAAUUAUCAGUGUUUAUGUUUUCUACGUAUAUCAACGUUUAUUGAGAGUCAGAAAAUCAUUUGCACCUCAGACAUGAAAUCAGCUCUGCUGCAAAGACUAAUUUAGGCAAACGUGCAACUCUUUACUGUAAAUCCUUCACUUUAGAAUAUAUGUUUUCCAUAGCUGUGAGGCAGCUAUGAAAGUCAGUUUUAUCCUCAAGUGUUUGUCUGAUUUAUAAGGUUUUUCAAUAAUACACGACAGUAAAUGGAGAAGCAUACAAACUCGAAGCACCAUGUACAUCCUCUGUAAUAAUAUAUACACACAGUUUUAAAAAUCAAGCAUCAAGUCGGUCCCGUGUUCUGGUGAAUGAUUGAAAAUAUAAAUUUUUCUCUUUUGAAACAGUGCUUUUGAUCCAAAACGGGGUCUCCGUGUUCACAAUUUUGCAGCGGAAGAAGUGCGUGAUGUUUGCAGUUUUCUAUGUAUGUUCGGCGUAAAUCUGGCAGUUUUCUAAACGCACACUGAAGCUCUUGCAGGCUGUGCAGGUUUGGAUGUUCACGGGGAAGCGGACUGUCAGUGGUGGCAGCUCAUGCACUUUGAUUGUUUUCUUUUCUGAAUUUACAUAGUUUAAUAUUUCAGUUUGUAUUGUCGAGUUUGCUUUUGUGUACGUGCAGCCCUUUACCUGGAUGGAAGGGCUUUCCAGCAGCCAGUAUUCAUAUUUGGUAGCAACAGUGUUUUGUUUGUGAACAUUUAUCCUCUCAAGGCUCAUAUUUCAUGUGUACUCUCAGUUUAAGAUGAGCUGGAAAGCCUCUCCCACAUAAGUUUGCUUGCAUGGAGUAAACAACUUAGUUGAUUAGUUUUGCUUUAUAUACCGUGAUUUAAUAAGGAAAACACCAACGUAAGCCAGUCCGAACAGUGCUGGUGGUACCAGUGCCAUGCUUUCCAUUGGUUCCUGUUUACAUGAUGCCCACAGGACACGCCGUGAUUGGUGGCUCUUCACACGUGACCAGGCAACUUUGUACAUUUGACAGGGAGUAGGAGGGUUUUGUGGAGAUCAGAAAAACGACAGCGCGAUAAAAAUUAGUAUUGUUGCACUUCACAAAUUAAUGACCAUGAGUUCCUACUUGAUAAACUCCAACUAUAUCGAGCCUUCCUUCCCUCCAUGCGAGGAAUAUCAGCAGAGCGGAUACAUCCCCAACCAUGGUGAUUACUACGAGCGGCCAAAAGACACGGGCUUCCCUCAUCACGACGAGCAAUCCUAUCCGAGGUCAAACUACACGGAAACGGGCUACGAUUAUGGAAACGUCCCCGCAGCGGGACUCGACGAUUUUGGGGACGGGCACCACGCGCAGCAGCCGCCGCCGGUUCAGCAGAGCCACGGUCCUCGCCUCUCCGUUGCGCCAGACGGUGGCGCAGGGGCAAAUGCCAGCAAAGACUGCAGCCUCGCCAGUGACGUGUAUCCCGGCGUAGCGAAGGGCAAGGAGCCGGUGGUCUAUCCUUGGAUGAAAAAGGUCCACGUUAACACCGUCAAUGCCAGUUACAAUGGAGGAGUGCCCAAGAGGUCCCGCACUGCCUACACCCGCCAGCAGGCUCUGGAGCUGGAGAAGGAGUUCCACUUCAACCGCUACCUGACCCGGCGCAGGCGGGUGGAAAUUGCGCACACGAUGUGCCUGUCGGAACGGCAGGUCAAGAUCUGGUUUCAGAACCGGAGGAUGAAGUGGAAGAAGGAGCACAAGCUUCCCAACACUAAGAUCCGCUCCUCCAGCUCGACCUCGUCUUCAGUCACAGGGGCCCAGCAGCAGCAGCAGAUCAAAACAGGCCAACAGCUCGUCCCCACGCCGUGCACUGUUGGCCUAUAGUGCACAAAUGUAACCCCCCACCCCAACGACGCGAUUACAAAAAAACAAAAAAAAAAUCCAACCCAGACUGAGAUGGCAAACCAUAAAAGUGGAGUUUGAUGGACCGAUCUUCAGUAUUUUACACGCAUGGUGUUUUCUCUGUCACCUUGCCUCUGCCAUUGGGCUCCUGUCACGUCCUUUGUACCCUUUUCCCUCUGCGGUCGUCCCUUCCAUAUAAGCUUGAAAUACACCUUUAAUGGCCACGGUGGCAACUGAAGUGUCUAUAUAUUUGUUUAUUCUGAACGAAUUCAACGCACAUUCAAAUGUUGGACUUGGAGCAAAGUGUAGCCUAUCAUUACAGUUAAAGCUGAGUGAGGUGAAAGCAAGUUUGAAUUUCAUUUUUUUAAGUGCUAUCUUUUGUGAUUGUUAUUCUCUCUCUUUUUUUAAAAAAUUACUAUUGCUCAUGGAAAGUUCUAAUAUACUUGAAAGUUAUUUAGCGAGACUGUAGAUGCCUUUUAGAAAACCGGACGGCUGCUUUAGAAGAAUGGCAUCAUUCAGAUCAGCAAUGUAGUCUGUGUGUUUGAGUGGGUUGGUUUUUAUUGUUGAAUGUAGUCCAAGUGACUUUCACAUCAAAUGUACAUAGACAAAUCCUACCUAAUGAAGGCACAAUAAGGAAAGCGUUUCGUCGAGUUUCGUCGGUGUUGUAAGGUCUAGUUUUCAUUUUGUGCCAGUGCGUCCUAUGUUGUGCUGUGUUCCAAACUGUGAAUAUUUGUAUGUGUUGUCUCAGUAAUGACUGUUGUAAUGUAGGCUAGCGUAGGUUAAACCUGUCCUUGUGAAAUAAAUAUGUGGUUCACUUACAAGGCUGGCAUGGUCUUGGACAUUUUGUCACCGCAAAAUAUUGAUUUUUCGAGCGCAACAGCCUGAUUUUUGAUGCCGUUUUGUUUACUCGCGUUUAAAUGGCUAGUUUUAAUUUUGUUUACUAUUUAUACAUAUUAUU